Suncus etruscus (white-toothed pygmy shrew) is the source of this 924-nucleotide messenger RNA. RefSeq names its product NFIL3 like basic leucine zipper (gene NFILZ). Lineage: Eukaryota; Metazoa; Chordata; Mammalia; Eulipotyphla; Soricidae. Gene Ontology annotation, cellular component: nucleus. The record is from RefSeq and is a predicted model, not a curated record. Gene Ontology annotation, molecular function: DNA binding; DNA-binding transcription factor activity. Gene Ontology annotation, biological process: circadian rhythm; regulation of DNA-templated transcription.
AUGGAUGAGAUCCCGGGCCUGCCCGAGGUGGAGGUGCACCCACGGCGCGCGGCUGCCGGGUGCUCCCCGCGCGGCGGCAGCGGGAGUUCAUCUCCCGAGGAGCAGAAGGACACGGUGUAUUGGGAGACGCGGCGCAAGAACAACGAGGCGGCCAAGCGCUCCCGGGAGAAGCGGCGGCUGCAGGACGCGGCGCUCGAGGGCCGCCUGGCCGCGCUGCUGCGGGAGAACCAGGCGCUGCGGGCGAGCUGCGCGCCUUGCGCGCUGCGGACCGUCCCCGGGGCUGCGCGCGCGCUGCCUCUCCAUGCCGUCUUCUGGGAUGCGCCCUGGGGCCCCGAGCCCUGGCUGCCUCCUAAGGGCGUCGUGCCCGCUGGAUUCUGGGGUUCCAGGCUGCAGGAGCUGUUUUGCUGGCGCACCGGUGGGUCCCCAACUCCACCCUCCAGUACCCCCAAGAGAAUCGACGUGGCACUCCCCGCUCACCUUCUUCAGCUGCCAGCUCCCUGGACGGGCAUGGGAGGACCGGGACCCCAGUUCAGGCCCUGUUGGGGGUUGUGGUCCCCGAUAUCCCCAGGGUGUCCCGCCACCUCGGACUCCCCCGGAAAUGUUGCUUGAGCUCCACGGCAGACACCCUGGGGUUUGUCCCCAAGGGCGCCUCUCCCCGGGAAGGACUCCGAGGGUCUAACUCAGCCGUCUCUACCCCACAAACUGCGUCUCAAGCCCGAAGCCUCAGGCAGGGGGAGUCGAGAUUGGGAAGGGGCCUUCCUGCAGCCCCUGAAGCUCCCCUCCCCUCUUCCUACUGUAAAUUCUAAGAAAUCCCUUAGUGGUCAGGCUAUGUCCUCCCCCACCUGCGGCCACAGGGCUGCCCCCACCACUGGCUUCCGGUCUUCACAGCAGGGAGAGGUGCAGGAAAGGGGGAGACCAGUUUAG